This is a messenger RNA of Patiria miniata (bat star), 657 nucleotides long. RefSeq lists its product as uncharacterized. The coding region runs from base 1 to 657 and encodes 218 amino acids. The transcript has a single exon. Lineage: Eukaryota; Metazoa; Echinodermata; Asteroidea; Valvatida; Asterinidae. The record is from RefSeq and is a predicted model, not a curated record.
AUGGGUUUUCUUUUAUCCUCGGUCCUAGCCGACGUCUUCAUGGAGGAGUUCGAGUCUUUCUCCCUCCUCACAGCGGAUCUCCGGCCGAGCCUGUGGCUACGCUACGUUGAUGACACCUUCGUAGUGUGGCCCCAUGGCCCAGACACACUCCAAGACUUCCUCCAGUACCUCAACAAGCAACACACCAGCAUCAGCUUCACCAUGGAACAAGAACAGUACGGCACCAUUCCUUUCCUGGACGUCAAGAUCUCCAGGAAUCCGGAUGGCACCCUGGGACAUAGCGUCUACAGGAAACCAACCCACACCGACCGCUAUCUCCACCAGCGGUCGUUUCAUCACCCAUGCAUCAAGUCAUCGGUCAACCGCACCCAAGUACAGAGAGCUUUUGAGGUCUGCGACCAAGACUACCUCAAGCGAGAACUCAAGCACAUCCAGACGUCACAACGGAACGGCUACAAACCCAACUGCAUCAAGAUCAGCAAACCUGACCAACGGGUCUCCUAUACCCAAGGUCCUUCCACUGUAUCUCCCUCAGUCACUCUUCCUUACAUAGGUCCAGCUUCUCAUCAUCUGCAACGCAUCCACCGACAAGCCGGCGUCAAAGUGUACCACUCAUUUGGCAACAAGCUCCAAUGCAGUCUACCGCAUUCCAUGUGA